Caenorhabditis angaria is the source of this 1268-nucleotide messenger RNA. Lineage: Eukaryota; Metazoa; Nematoda; Chromadorea; Rhabditida; Rhabditidae. The record is from the annotation of a GenBank genome assembly.
AUGUUUUCCGUUUGUCGACGAAGUUCCAGUAUAAUAUAUCGCAUUGGAAAUCAAACAACAAAUCUAGAGAAAAUAAAAGCGAGAAGAUUCUAUUUCACACGACAUGUUCCGGAACCAAAAAUGCAAAUUCAUUUACCAACAGUUCAAGAACCCGAACAAAUCGAAUCGAUAGUUUUCUCGGAUGGUUCGGUAGAUGAAAACAAGCCUGUUAUUUUAUUAGUUGGUUGGGCUGGAGCAAAUCCAAAACACAUUGAGAAAUAUGUCAAGUUUUAUAAUGACGAAGGAUAUCGAGUUGUUUCACUUUGCCCACCAUGUUAUCAUUAUAGUAUUCCAAAUUCGCGUGUUGGUUUUUAUAUGUCACCUCUUUUCCGAGCGAUUGACGCGAAACCCGGUGAUUUUCGAACAUUCAAGAGCUGGUGAGCAAGAAAACCCCUAUUUUUAAACUUGAACUGAUUUUUGCAGCCCAAUAAUUGUUCAUUCUUUCUCAAUGAAUGGUGUUCGUGGAAUCAUCUCAUUCUUCAAAUGGACAGAAGCUGAAGAAAAACCCGAACUUCGAGAUCGUAUUCGAGGUGUCAUAUUCGACAGUGCUCCAUCUCGCCCUUAUGGUCGACAAGAUGCCACUGCAAUGGUUCUUUCAACUCCUCCCAUCGAUAUGUUUGAAAAAGUCAGCGAAAAUACGCGAAUCUCGCUGCUCACCGCGUUUUUGAACUUGCGAGCAACUCUACAAAUUCCACUUUUGGCAAUGGUCCCAUUUCUUCGCUCAUUUUUAUCGAUCUAUUACUAUCUACAGGAUCAUAUCAAACUCCCGAAAGAGCAAUUGUAUUUGUAUUCAACGGGCGACACAAUGAUCAAACAUAAGUGAGUUUUGAUUUUUUUUAUUCUGAGUUAUGACGUGGCAAACUUUGAAAAUUCGUUACUUUAUAAGGUUCGUCCAGGAUAAAGCUCUGAUUAUUUUGAUAGAUCAGAAAAUUUGUGACGUUUUUUCUGAACAGAGCUUUGUUGGAUUUUGAUUCAAAUAACUAAAUUUAUACCAAGUAAUUCAAAUUUUGCCACGUCAUGCUCGAACAUUUCUGGUAGAUUUAUAUCCGCUGAUUUCCAGACACGUCGAAAAAUUCAUCACCAAACAACAAGAGAAAGGCGCCAAUGUUCAAUCGAUAAAUUUUGGCGAAUCCGAUCACUGCGCGCACAUUCGAAAAGAUCCCGAUUUGUACAAAAGUGCCUGUUUGAAUUUUGUCAAAAAAAUCGAAAAAUCUGAAUUGCUCAUGUAA